Tribolium madens (black flour beetle) is the source of this 2985-nucleotide messenger RNA. Its product is annotated as palmitoyltransferase Hip14. Gene Ontology annotation, biological process: protein palmitoylation. The record is from RefSeq and is a predicted model, not a curated record. Gene Ontology annotation, molecular function: palmitoyltransferase activity; protein binding. The transcript is spliced from 7 exons. Gene Ontology annotation, cellular component: Golgi membrane. Lineage: Eukaryota; Metazoa; Arthropoda; Insecta; Coleoptera; Tenebrionidae. Bases 383 to 2257 code for a protein of 624 amino acids.
AUCAGGCCUUAAUGAUAUUAUCAAUUAACUUUAAAGACCAUAACUUAUAAUAAUUCGAUUAGUUUAAUAAUAAUACUUUAUAAAUUUCCCAGAAAGUAAUCGGAUAGGCAACCAAUAAAACAUUCGUCUUCCUCAACUGCCAUUAGACAUAAUUUUCAUAAGUUAAAAGGAGGUUGAAAAAACAAAUGUAUAUUCGUAGAACAGUUCCCGUACAGAUUUUACCAAGUCUUUGAUUUAGUAUUAUAAUUUAUAGUGACACGUUGUUCUUGUUACAAAUUAUCGAUUUCAUCAAUUCGAAAACCUAACCUCAACUUGACUUGAUGUCUCCCUGUCAUUUGCCUGUCAAAAUUAAUGAUAAAAUAUCUAAAAGGAUUUAAUAAAAAUGUACCAAAACGCUUGCGGAGCGGCGGCUGCAAGUGCUGGAGGAUGUGUCGGAACAGAACGUGAUUGUCACAGCUUAAUAUCAAAAGAACCAGCAGUUCCAGCCAUCGAGCAUGACUACAGUGGUUUCGACAUUGUUAAAGCGACUCAAUAUGGGGCGUUUGCCCGAGUAAAGGAACUAGUAGAAGCCGGUUACAACGUGAACCAAAGAGACAGCGAAACAGUGACUCUUCUCCACUGGGCUGCUAUCAACAACCGCAAAGACAUUAUAAGGUAUUUUAUCGAAAAGGGGGCUGAAGUGGACGCCGUGGGUGGCGAAUUAAACGCGACUCCUCUCCAUUGGGCUACUCGACAAGGUCAUUUAGAUGCUGUGGUGAUUUUGAUGAACGCUGGGACUGACCCCACACUCAGAGACGCUGAAGGCUGUUCGUGUAUACAUCUGGCAGCGCAGUUUGGACAUACGGCACUUGUGGCCUAUUUCAUAGCCAGAGGGAUUAGUCCAGAUUUGGUGGAUAGGGCAGGAAUGACACCUUUAAUGUGGUCGUGUUGGAAAGUUUGCACUUUAGAUCCAACUAGAUUGUUGUUAACACUUGGGGCAUCCCCGAAUUUGACGGAUCAUCAAGGAAAUACCGCAUUGCAUUGGGCUAUUUUAGCCAGAAAUACUUCAGCUAUUUCAACUUUAAUAAUUCAGGGACAAGCAAGUUUAAAUGUACCUAAUCAUAGGGGAGAUACGCCGUUGUCGAUGUUACAGACACAAUUAGGUGCUAUUUGGAUAGGUUCUAAAGUUUCAGACCGUAUCAAAGAAGCUUUAGGUAAUGGAAAUACAAGAAAUAUUUUAACAAGAAUUACUAAAGAUAAGAGAUUACGGUGGUGGUGCAUGGUAGGCACUCCAUUCAUGGCAUUUUACAUCGCUGGUUCGAUUUUAGGCACAAAUUUAAUAAUUUUAAUCAAGCUAUUUCUAUUAGUGUGCUUAUAUAUAAUUUUACAUUAUGCCGGUCAAAUUUUAUACGACGAUAGAUUAAUGGCACUUCUACCUCUUAGUAUUUAUUUAUCAACAAAAUUAUGGAUGUAUUUCACAUGGUUUAUUUAUAUCAUGCCAGCUACAAACAUUCUAAUAACAAUUGUCUUCCUAAGUAGUUCAGGAAUAUUGUGGUAUUGUUUUCUCAAGUCAUGGCUAGGUGACGCUGGUGUCAUCUCGACUUCGCAACAGCUAAGAUUCAGGACUAUAAUUGAAUUAGCCGAACAAGGUUCAGGAGGAUUCGAACCGUCGACGUUUUGUUCGUCAUGUCUUGUGAGAAGGCCUCUAAGAUCUAAGCAUUGCUCGGUGUGCAAUAAAUGUGUUGCAAGGUUUGAUCAUCACUGUCCUUGGGUUGCUAAUUGUAUAGGUGCUAAAAAUCACAAAUAUUUCAUCGGUUUUUUGGCCAGCUUAGUCAUGAUGUGCUGUCAGAUGUUGUAUGGAUCUGUGAAAUUUUGGCAAAACCAAAGCACUUGCAACGUCACAACGUCCGAAGGUUAUUGGAAAUUCGUGUUAUCAAUAGCUCAAUGUGACACUUGGGUGGCUUGGGUCGCUGCUAAUACUCUAUUUCAUUGCGUCUGGGUUUUCACGUUGUUUGUGUGUCAACUGUAUCAGAUUUCGUGUCUUGGUAUGACAACAAAUGAAAGGAUGAACAGAGGGCGCUACAGUUAUAUAAUAAGUAAUGGCGGGAAUAGUCCAUUUUCAAAAGGUCCUAUAAAAAAUAUCCUCGAAUUUUUCGAUUGUACUUGUUUCGGAAUUUUCAAACCAGAAAAUAAGGACUGGUUGACGAGUUAUGAUUUAGAUAAGAAUAUCGAACAUCAACCACUUUUGAAAAACAAGGAGAAUUUUCAAUAUGUGUAAAUAUUGAUGAACAAUAAUAAUCCAAAGCUAUGACUGAGACAUGUAUGGUCAAUUUGUAAAGUUAGCUCUCUAAGUGAAAACAUUCCUUUGUCGAAUUGCAUUGCUUCCGUGAGGUGUCAUGUAAAUAUUUUAAUUGUAAAUACGUACCAUAAACAUGAUUAAUUAAAUUGAUGUAAGAAAAUAAACAAAUUCUUCGCAUCAGUUUUAUUAAUCUAGGCUUAUUAGUAAUAAUGAUUAAGUACAAUAAUUUUAUCACGUAUGUACAUGCUUUAGCAAUUACAGUCUAGUCAACAAAUUUGGCAUGUACUUAUAUAAUGCAGUAAAUGCACCAAAAUUACACUAAAUUUCAAUAAGUGUCAUUUUUAUUCACAAAAUUUAUGUGUAAACUAAACAAUGGUUGUGGAUAAAAUGAAUAUGCUAUUACUGCAUAUUUAACGCGUUUGAGGUUGACAUUUGUUCACAACUAACAAAUUUUAUUAUUGGUCGAAUAAAUCAAAAAUCUGUUUCUGUUUGUCCAAGUCAAUUUUUUAUAUGAGUAGAGUAGAUUUAAACUUGCCUUCUAGCUAAAUAUUUAGCUUGUUAUUAAUCUGUUCGUGGCUUUCUGUGUAAGCUUUAAGCGUUGUAGAUAACAUCACAUUUUACAGUAAUGUUUAUAUUUAAACACUAUUUGCAUUGUACAUUGUACCUAUUAUAUUUUGUAUGUAAUAAUUACAUUACAUUCACUGAAA